AUUGCGACCGAGCUCAGCGUACGUGACGUCGCUUCCUCUCUCCAACAUGGCGCAGGAGGCAGGUCGUUAACGGACAUCUGAGGGAUUUACCCCACCUUUCUGUGUUUAUGUAUGUUUGUCCCUUAAGGAGGGGGGGUCUCCGAGGGUGACAUUUGUGAAGGAAUACAUCUCCGUUCGAGGCGGUUGCACCUCCCUCCCUUUCCCCCACCAGCACCCCCUUCUUCUCCUCCCUUCGGGACCAGGCACACCUCGCCCCAAAAAAAAAGAGAAAGAAAUUCCGGUGCGACAUGUUUGAGGGCAAAAAGACGAAAAACAUGUUCCUCACACGAGCUUUGGAAAAGAUCCUGGCCGACAAGGAGGUGAAGAAGGCUCACCAUUCGCAAUUGCGCAAAGCGUGCGAGGUGGCACUUGAGGAAAUCAAAGAGGAAUCAGAAAAAUUAAGUCCGCCGAGCGCAGAAGGCAAAUCGGGCUCCAGCACCUUGCCGCCAAUCAAAUCGAAGACCAACUUCAUCGAGGCCGACAAGUACUUCCUGCCGUUUGAGCUGGCAUGUCAGUCCAAAUGUCCCCGCAUCGUCAUCACCUCGCUCGACUGUCUGCAGAAGCUGAUCGCGUACGGCCACCUGACGGGCAGCGCCCCGGACAACACGGCCCCGGGCAAGAAGCUCAUCGACCGGAUCAUCGAGACCAUCUGCGCCUGUUUCCAAGGGCCGCAGACGGACGAGGGCGUGCAGCUGCAGAUCAUUAAGGCUCUGCUGACGGCGGUGACCUCCCAGCACAUAGAAAUCCACGAGGGCACCGUGCUGCAGGCCGUGCGCACGUGUUACAACAUCUACCUGGCCAGCAAGAACCUCAUCAACCAGACCACGGCCAAGGCCACGCUCACGCAGAUGCUCAACGUCAUCUUCGCGCGCAUGGAGAAUCAAGCACUUACAAAUCACAAGCUCUCUUGGUCUCUGGCCUCCAGAAAGCGUGACCGCCAGCUACAGGAAGCGAAACAGCUGGAGCGAGAGCGGCACCGGCAGCACACGGAGCCGGACUCCCCCCAGCUCGAGGCCCACGGCCACCCGCAGGCCAAGAGUCCGACCCGGGAGGCUGACGGGGCCGCCACCCCUCCGACCCCGAGCGCCACCACCCCGUCUACCCCCUCAACACCCGCCCCGGAGGGCGGCAGCAGGUCUGCGGGGCGGGAGGAGCCGAGGGAGCCGCAGGAGCCGGGGCCGGAGCCGGGGCAGGGGCCCGCCCACGAGAACCCGGGAGCAGAGAACGGUUCUGAUUUCUGCGCAGCAGAGAGUGAGCAGACUGAGGCGGAUCAGGCCACAGCAGCAGCACAAAACGCAGCAGGCCAGCAGCACCCAGGGGCGGAGGAAGAGGGGACGCCCAACUACGAGGAAAAAGCCCAGGAGAUCGUGCAGAGCAUUUUGCAGGAGGUGGUGAAUACUGUCGCAGGAGGACACUGCUUGGACCCGGCGAACCUCUGCUCCGACACAAAGGAGCCCGGCGGCGGCGGCGGCGGGGGGGGAGAGGGCAACGCGGCGGAGUCGGACCCGCCUGAGGCGGCGAUGGAGGGACCCCAGAGCUCCCUGGAGGACGAGGGCACCGACAGCGAGCACGUGCACGCCAACGGCAUCCCCGGCACGCCCAUUUCCGCCAGCUUCACGCCGUCGCUGCCCGACGACAGGCUGUCCCUGUCGUCCAACGACACCCAGGAGUCGGGCGCCGCUCCGGGACAGCCGCCCGGCGCAAAGUUCUCCCACAUCCUCCAGAAAGAUGCCUUUCUCGUCUUCCGCUCGCUCUGCAAGCUGUCGAUGAAACCUCUGUCGGAUGGACCACCUGAUCCCAAGUCCCACGAGCUGCGUUCGAAGGUGCUGUCCCUCCAGCUGCUCCUGUCCAUCCUGCAGAACGCCGGGCCCAUCUUCAAGACCAACGAGAUGUUCAUCAACGCCAUCAAGCAGUACCUGUGCGUGGCCCUGUCCAAGAACGGCGUCUCCUCCGUGCCGGAGGUCUUUGAACUCUCCCUCUCCAUUUUCCUCACGCUGCUCUCCCACUUCAAGACGCACCUAAAGAUGCAAAUCGAGGUGUUCUUCAAGGAGAUUUUCCUGUACAUUCUGGAGACGUCCACAAGCUCCUACGACCACAAGUGGAUGGUUAUACAGACGCUGACAAGAAUAUGUGCAGAUGCCCAGAGUGUGGUGGACAUCUACGUGAACUAUGAUUGUGACUUGAACGCUGCUAACAUAUUCGAGCGGUUGGUCAAUGACCUCUCAAAAAUCGCGCAGGGUCGCGGAGGCCAUGAGCUCGGCACGACGACCCUACAGGAGCUGACCCUGAGAAAGAAGGGACUUGAAUGUCUAGUGUCCAUCCUGAAAUGUAUGGUAGAAUGGAGUAAAGACCAAUACGUCAACCCUAACUCCCAGACCAGCCUCGGCCAAGAGAAGCCGGUGGAGCAGGAGAGCACAGAGACCAAGGCCCCGGAGACCAUCAAUCGCUACGGCAGCAUCAACUCCCUGGACUCCACGGCCUCGUCCGGCAUCGGCAGCUACAGCACCCAGAUGUCAGGCACCGACAACCCCGAGCAGUUUGAGGUCCUCAAACAGCAAAAGGAGAUCAUUGAGCAAGGCAUCGACCUGUUCAACAAGAAACCAAAGAGGGGCAUCCAGUACCUUCAGGAGCAAGGCAUGCUGGGUACAACCCCGGAGGAUCUCGCUCAGUUCUUGCACCAGGAAGAGAGGCUCGAUUCGACUCAAGUGGGAGAAUUCCUUGGAGACAACGAUCGCUUCAAUAAGGAGGUGAUGUACGCCUACGUGGAUCAAAUGGACUUCCAGGGCAAAGACUUUGUCUCCGCACUGAGGACCUUCCUGGAGGGCUUCCGGCUCCCCGGAGAGGCCCAGAAGAUCGACCGGCUCAUGGAGAAAUUUGCAGCGAGAUAUCUUGAAUGCAAUCAGGGACAAACCCUCUUUGCCAGUGCUGAUACGGCUUACGUCCUUGCCUACUCCAUCAUUAUGUUGACGACAGACCUUCACAGUCCACAGGUGAAGAAUAAAAUGACAAAAGAGCAAUACAUCAAAAUGAACCGCGGCAUCAACGACAGCAAAGACCUCCCCGAGGAGUAUCUCUCGGCCAUCUACGACGAGAUCGCCGGAAAGAAGAUCGCCAUGAAGGAGACCAAAGAGCUCACCAUGAAAUCCAGCAAGCAGAGUGUGGCCAGCGAGAAGCAGCGGCGCCUGCUCUACAACGUGGAGAUGGAGCAAAUGGCGAAGACGGCCAAGGCUCUGAUGGAGGCCGUCAGCCACGUGCAGGCUCCCUUCACCAGCGCCACACAUCUGGAGCACGUCAGGCCCAUGUUCAAGCUGGCGUGGACACCGUUCCUGGCGGCCUUCAGCGUGGGUCUCCAGGACUGCGAUGACACGGAGGUGGCCUCGCUGUGUCUGGAGGGCAUCCGCUGCGCCAUCAGGAUAGCGUGCAUCUUCUGCAUACAGUUGGAGAGGGACGCGUACGUGCAGGCCUUGGCGAGGUUCACCCUGCUGACCGCCAGCUCUGGCAUCUCCGAAAUGAAGCAGAAGAACAUCGACACCAUCAAGACCCUCAUCACUGUGGCCCACACCGACGGCAACUACCUCGGAAACUCUUGGCACGAGAUCACAAAGUGCAUCAGUCAGCUGGAGCUGGCUCAGCUGAUCGGCACAGGAGUGAAGGCGCGCUACAUCUCAGGGACGGUGAGGAGCAAAGAGGGGUUCAUCACGAGUACCAAGGAGCAGAGCAACGACGAGUACCUCGGCCUAGUCGGGGGGACGGUGGACCGCAAGCAGAUCGCCAGCAUUCAGGAGUCCAUCGGAGAGACCAGCUCUCAGAGCGUGGUGGUGGCUGUGGACAGGAUAUUCACCGGUUCUACCAGACUGGAUGGUAACGCAAUAGUGGAUUUUGUGCGCUGGCUGUGUGCCGUGUCCAUGGAUGAGCUGGCCUCGCCCACACACCCACGCAUGUUCAGCCUGCAGAAGAUAGUCGAGAUCUCUUACUACAACAUGGGGCGCAUCAGGCUGCAGUGGUCCAGGAUCUGGGAGGUCAUCGGAGACCACUUCAACAAGGUCGGCUGCAACUCCAAUGAGGAUGUGGCCAUUUUCGCAGUGGACUCUCUCAGGCAACUGUCCAUGAAGUUUCUGGAGAAAGGGGAGCUGGCUAACUUCAGAUUCCAGAAAGACUUUCUCAGACCUUUUGAGCACAUCAUGAAAAAGAACAGAUCCCCCACCAUCAGAGACAUGGUGGUGCGCUGCAUAGCUCAGAUGGUUAACUCCCAGGCAGCAAACAUCCGCUCAGGCUGGAAGAACAUCUUCUCUGUCUUCCACCUGGCCGCCUCUGACCAGGACGAGAGCAUCGUGGAGCUGGCCUUCCAGACCACCGGCCAUAUAGUCACAAACGUAUUUGAGAAACACUUUGCGGCCACAAUCGACUCCUUCCAGGACGCCGUCAAGUGUCUGUCCGAGUUCGCCUGCAACGCCUCCUUCCCGGACACCAGCAUGGAAGCCAUCCGCCUCAUCCGGCACUGCGCCAAAUAUGUCUCAGAGAGGCCACAGGCCUUCAAAGACUACACCAGCGACGACAUGAAUGUAGCGCCCGAGGACCGCGUGUGGGUGCGGGGGUGGUUCCCCAUCCUCUUCGAGCUCUCCUGCAUCAUCAACCGGUGCAAGCUGGAUGUCAGGACCAGAGGGCUGACCGUGAUGUUUGAAGUGAUGAAGACAUACGGGCACACCUUUGAGAAGCACUGGUGGCAAGACCUCUUCCGAAUUGUCUUCAGGAUCUUCGACAACAUGAAGCUGCCAGAGCAACAGACCGAGAAAGCGGAGUGGAUGACCACCACCUGCAACCAUGCACUUUACGCCAUCUCCGAUGUGUUCACCCAAUACUUUGAGUCCCUCAACGACGUCCUGCUGGAUGACAUUCUGGCUCAGCUCUACUGGUGUGUGCAGCAAGAUAACGAGCAGCUCGCUCGUUCAGGCACCAACUGUCUAGAGAAUGUUGUAAUCCUGAAUGGAGAGAAAUUCUCCCUGGAGACCUGGGACAAGACAUGCAACUGCAUGCUGGACAUCUUCAAGACCACCAUCCCACACGCGCUGUUAACAUGGAGACCAGCAGGAGCAGAGGGAGAACAUGUGACCGCACCGAGCCUCUCAGACAAACCGCUGGACUCCACUUCCCAGAAGUCGGUGGAUGUUCCGACCCGCCACGACGACCAGCAUUCAAUCGGCAGCGCCGAUCGGGUCGCCGCCGACAACCGCCGGCAGAGUCAGUACAGCGCCGCCUCGGGCAUGUGUGAGGACGGCUCCCGCAGCAGGACCCCGAUGAAGGCCCAGGAGCAGCGCUUAUUCACAGCUUUGCUGAUAAAGUGUGUCGUGCAGCUUGAGCUGAUCCAGACUAUCGACAACAUUGUGUUUUUUCCGGCCACAAGCAAGAAGGAAGACGCCGAGAACUUUGCUUCGGCCCAGCGGGACGCCCCGUGUGCGGUCAGCGUCACGGCGGAGACCCAGGCCCAAGGCAUGUACCGCUACCUGACCUCAGAACAGCUCUUCAAGCUGCUGGACUGCCUGCUGGAGUCGCACGACUUCGCCAAGGCCUUCAACUCCAACAACGAGCAGCGCACCUUGCUGUGGAAAGCAGGAUUCAAAGGGAAGUCGAAGCCCAACCUGCUGAAGCAGGAGACCAGCAGCCUGGCGUGCGGCCUGCGCAUCCUGUUUCGUAUGUACACAGACGAGAGCCGCCAGGACGCCUGGGAGGAGGUCCAGAGACGGCUGCUCGAUGUGUGCAGUGGGGCUGUCGCCUACUUCUUGGCUCUGACCUCAGAGAGCCACAGAGAGGCCUGGACCAACCUGCUGCUGCUCUUCCUCACCAGGGUGCUGAAGAUCAGCGACGAGAGGUUCAAGGUGCAUGCGUCCCGGUACUACCCUCUUCUCUGUGAGAUCAUGCAGUUCGACCUGAUCCCCGAGCUGCGGGCCGUCCUCAGAAAGUUCUACCUGCGCAUCGGCCUCGUGUUUCACAUCGCGCGGCUGCCAGAACCAGAACCCCAGCCGGCACACAGCGAGCAGCAGCAGCAGCAGCAGCAGCAGGCGGAGCCGGAGGUCGGGGACGAGGUCGAGUGACGGCGCCCCCCCCCCUCAAACACUGAGCCCUUCUGAGGCCCCCCCCCCCCCUCAGGGACGGCUAUCUGCCACCACCCACCCUGCACCCGUAACCCUGUCACCGCACACCUUGUCCACACAGACGGCCCCCGACACAGUGCUCCGUCACCAUGACGGCCACAAGGUGUAGCAUCGGAUAAGACUACUGAUUAACAGCUGACAGUUAACCAUAUCUCUGAUCCGCUCAGAAGGAAUAUAUUUCAAAUGAUGUGUGCUUCUUACUGUAUAUUUAAAAGAGUAAAGAGUGAAUGGAGGGAACAACAUGCAACAGGACAUGUUUAGUAACUAUGAAAUGUGACAUUUGUCCCACAUUGAUGAUGAUCUUUCUGUCUGCACCGCAGAUGGCUUACGGUAGUACUGGUAGCCUCUGGGAUGAUACUAGUUGUACAGAUCUGCCGCAGUGUAAAAUAAUCUUAACACUAGAUUUUGUUUAUUUUUCUUUAUCUUUUUUUUCCCCCCCUCCACUCGGAUUUGCUGCACUUGAUCUCUGUUUUGAAUGCACUGGAGAUUUUACUUUUGUGAUAAUUUAUUUGACUCUACCAUCUCUACCGUACGAUUUGUAAUUGAACAUAAACGUGGAAAGUGAAGGGUUAAAUUAUUCCAUUUUAUAUGUUCUUAGGUUUUUAUCGGAGAUAAUAACUGGGCUUCUGAAACUGAAAGAUAAGAGAACAACCUGAUGCUAGCUGCUUUUGAGUCACUAGUUUGUUUUCAUGUUUGAGUUUAGUUUUCACUCUCGUGUACAAAAUCAAAAGUUAAUAAUAUAUUUAAUGUUUUUUCUUUCUUUUGUCUGCGGGAAAUGUAAAUGUAUAGAGAAAAUGACAAAUGUUAGCUGUGCUUUAAGUAUGAAUGGGAUGCAUUCCUGCUUAUGGAUGUAGAAAACAAAAUGUAUAUGAGACAGCAAUGUAAAGUUUUCUAUGUUGCAAAAAGGAUUAUGUACAACUUUCUGUACGAUACAUCAUCUGGCAUUCUAAUCAGGUUCUAGGUCAAUAAAGUUUUUGAACUUG
Messenger RNA from Pungitius pungitius (ninespine stickleback), 7171 nucleotides. RefSeq names its product ADP-ribosylation factor guanine nucleotide-exchange factor 1 (brefeldin A-inhibited) (gene arfgef1). Bases 288 to 6128 code for a protein of 1946 amino acids. The transcript is spliced from 40 exons. The record is from RefSeq and is a predicted model, not a curated record. Gene Ontology annotation, biological process: regulation of ARF protein signal transduction. Lineage: Eukaryota; Metazoa; Chordata; Actinopteri; Perciformes; Gasterosteidae. Gene Ontology annotation, molecular function: guanyl-nucleotide exchange factor activity.